This is a messenger RNA of Lathyrus sativus (Indian pea), 837 nucleotides long. The record is from the annotation of a GenBank genome assembly. NCBI's taxonomy places the organism in Eukaryota, Viridiplantae, Streptophyta, Magnoliopsida, Fabales, Fabaceae.
AUGACUUCAGCUGAUACCAAUGGAAACAUUGAUCUAACCAUUUUUCGUCAAUACAUAUUUGAUACACCAAAUAAGCUCAAUUUCAACACCGAUAUCCAAAAAAACGACUUCAUUUUAGGGUUUGCCAGUGAAGACUACAUAGAAGGAAAAGGCACAGGGAAUUUCAAACCCACUUGGAACGGUAAUGAUCUCAGUCUUGAAAAUCUAAAAACAUUCAAGGAUAACAAUCCACAAGUGAGGGUGAUGAUAAGCAUCGGAGGCGUUGGGCAUGAAUUUCCAUUCAAUCCAUUCCAUAAAGAUACAUGGGUUGUCUACGCUGUCAACUCGAUCAAACAGAUCAUUGUUCGUUACAACCAAAUCCAUAAAUCUCAAAACCUGAUUGAUGGUAUUGAUAUACACUAUGAUGUAAUCAAAACAGAGGAGAAUGAUUUUACCAACUUUGUUGGUGAAGUUAUAAAGCAACUAAAGAAUGACGCACCUUUGGCCAUCAAAGUGGUAUCAAUUGCUCCAACAAAACUAGUUGAAUCUUACUAUGAAAAAUUGUAUUCGGAAAACAAAGAGAUCAUUGACUUAGUUGAUUAUCAAUUCUACAAUCAAGAAUUCUCGUCAGAGGAUGAAGUUGUUGAACUCUAUAAGAAACUAGUAGUUACCUACACUCCUUCUAAAGUCCUAGCAGGAUACAAGAAUCCUCCUGACCCUCUAGUUAUGGGGGCCAUCAACUAUCUCAUUAAAAACAAAUUAAUCCCUGGAGUUUUUUAUUGGAAUCCUAAACACUCUACCACUGCCUCCAACUCUUUCUUUCUAGAGAAGAUGCUCCUAGCAGAUCAAAAAUCCUAA